Messenger RNA from Erigeron canadensis, 1134 nucleotides. Its product is annotated as 5'-adenylylsulfate reductase-like 5. NCBI's taxonomy places the organism in Eukaryota, Viridiplantae, Streptophyta, Magnoliopsida, Asterales, Asteraceae. Bases 86 to 967 code for a protein of 293 amino acids. The transcript has 4 exons. The record is from RefSeq and is a predicted model, not a curated record.
AAAAAAAAUUAUAUAUAAACUAUAAAUAUAUAUACAUACAGAAAGGGUUAAAUCACCAAUAAUUAAGAUUGAUUGAUUGAAGAUUAUGGGCUCAUCAUCAUCAUCAAUGAAAUUAUUUAUAUUAAUAAUUAUGAUUCUAUCAUUUUCCGUUUCAUCCUCUUUCCAAUCGAUGAUUUGUUAUCCAGAAAUUAAUCCAAUUCUUCGCGAUCUACACCUUCAGUGCCCUAAUAAUUAUAUUCCACCAUUUUCACCCCCAAUUCAGAUUGAUGGCGAGUCUCUUGACGGGAUUUUGAGCUCCUGUAAGACGAAUGAAUAUACAGCCAUAUUGUUCUACGCAUCUUGGUGCCCGUUUUCUAGGAAUGUGCUACCCAAGUUUGAUGCUCUUGCUUCAAUGUAUCCACAAGUUAAGCAUGUAAAGGUUGAACAAUCUUUUUCUCGACCAAGUCUUUUCUCGAGACUUGGAAUCCAUAGUGUCCCCUCAGUUCUACUUGCAAACAGAACAGCUCGUGUUCAGUAUCAUGGUCCAAAAGAUUUACACUCCCUUUUGAACUUCUAUCAAAUAACUACAGGAGUUGAGCAUGCGGUGAACUUCACUGAAGAUCAACUUUACUCUUCUUCAGAAAAGAGUAUUCUAUUAUGGAAUCCAACCUCAUUGAAGGACGAACCCUAUCUUGUGUUUUCCUUAUUUUUUCUCUUAUUGAAGGCAUUCCUAUUUAUAUGCCCCAAUAUUGUAUCUACCAUGAUAGCUUUGUGGGUAACAUACGUUCCUCGGUUGAAUCUAGCAAUCUUUGGAGAAUCAAGACAGCUUCUUACACAUGCUUUCCAUCUAUUUGAUAUAAAAUCUGCAUUUAGCAAGCUGAAGCUUAGCAAUAGCAGGAACUUUCAUCAUGGAGCAAGAAGUGCUCGUGUUUUAGCAUCAUCUUUUGCGUCUGUAUCUUUGGGAGAGACAUCUACACCAAGAGCGUGACACCGAGGAGGUGAGUAUAGAGUUCAUUUUGUAGGGUAUAAAUGCACAAUGACAAACUUUUGCUACCUUCUUUAUAACACCAUUACUUUAGACUGGAUGAAAAACUUAUGUAACAUAUAAAUAUUACAUGUAUUCAUGUAUAAAUGUAUAUCAGCAAUUCAUGUCCA